Phyllostomus hastatus (greater spear-nosed bat) is the source of this 3248-nucleotide messenger RNA. RefSeq names its product LDL receptor related protein 10 (gene LRP10). The transcript is spliced from 7 exons. Gene Ontology annotation, cellular component: plasma membrane. NCBI's taxonomy places the organism in Eukaryota, Metazoa, Chordata, Mammalia, Chiroptera, Phyllostomidae. The coding region runs from base 580 to 2742 and encodes 720 amino acids. The record is from RefSeq and is a predicted model, not a curated record. Gene Ontology annotation, molecular function: protein binding.
UCUGCCCGGGUUGCUCCCAGCCCUAGGGUGCCGCCCGGACGAGGGCCGGGGAGCAGGGCAGUGCUUCCUGUCCCCCCUCCCGGCUCUCCUGCCGCGUUCCUCUGAGUAGACGCACUGGAAAAGUUAAGCCGCCCCACGGGCCGGCCGUGCAGGUGAGGGUCGGCAAAGUUUGGCUCGAAGAGGAAGUGGCCUCAAGCCCCGGCAGGUGGCGGCCAAGCCUGAACCCCGGCGCUCGCGGCCUGCGGGCGAGCUGUAGGCGAGGGCGCGCCCCGGAAUUCGGCCUCGAGCCGAUUCCCGGGGCUUCGGGAGCCGGCUUCGAGAGGCGGCUUUCAGUGGGAACGCGGCGGCAGCCCGGAAGACAACUCCGAAGUUGGCGAGAGUCACCGCCCCUGCUCUCGGGCCAUCGCCGCCUCCCCGCCCCCAGCCCUGGCAUCCCGAACAAGGGUCAAGGAGCCCGGGCCAUGGAGCCCCCUCGGGAAGGCGUCACUGAGGGGCCUGGACGCUCGGAGCGGCGCUGUCUCCGCACUGGGUAGACAACAGAGGCUUUGGAACUCUUUCUGCUGCUCCGGGCGGCUCAGGAUGCCGCCGGCCGUCCUCCUCUUCCUCCUCCUCGGAGGCGCGCUGGCACAUCCAGACCGGAUAAUUUUCCCAAAUCCUGCUUGUGUGGACCCCCCAGCAGUGCUUUUGGAAGUACAGGGUAUCUUACAAAGGCCCCUGGGCCGGGACAGCCGAAGCUCCCCUGCGUACUGCACCUGGCUCAUCCUUGGCAGCAAGGAUCAGACUGUAACAGUCAGGUUCCAAAAACUGCACCUGGCCUGUGGCUCAGAGCGCUUAAUUCUACGCUCCCCUCUCCAGCCACAGAUCUCUCUGUGCGAGGCUCCUGCCAGCCCUCUGCAGCUACCUGGGGGCAACGUCACCAUUACCUACAGCUAUGCUGGGGCCAGAGCACCUAUGGGCCAGGGCUUUCUACUCUCCUACAGCCAAGAUUGGCUGAUAUGCCUGCAGGAAGAGUUCCAGUGCCUGAACCACCGCUGUGUGCCCUUGGCCCAGCACUGCGACGGGGUCGAUACCUGUGGAGAUGGCUCAGAUGAGGCAGGUUGCAGUUCCGAUCCCUUCCCUGACAUGACCCCAGCCUCUCUCCCCACCCUACCCUGCAAUCACACCUUGGAAGAGUUCUAUGGGGUCUUCUCCUCCCCUGGCUACUCACACCUGGCCUCAGUCUCCCAUCCCCAGUACUGCCUCUGGCUGCUGGACCCCCACGAUGGCCGGCGCCUGGCAGUGCGCUUCACAGCCCUGGAUCUGGGCUAUGAUGAUUCAGUGCAUGUGUAUGAUGGCCCUGGGCCCCCCGAGAUCUCCCGGCGGCUGCGCAGGCUCACCCACUUCAACAAUGGCAAGGCUGUCACCGUGGAGACACUGUCUGGCCAGGCCGUCGUGGCCUACCACACAGUUCCUUGGAGCAAUGGUCGGGGCUUCAACGCCACCUACCACGUGCAGGGCUACUGCUUGCCUUGGGACCAACCCUGCGGCUUAGGCUCUGGCCUGGGGGCCAGUGAGGGCCUAGGUGAGCGCUGCUACAGUGAGGCACAGCGCUGUGACGGCUCAUGGGACUGUGCCGAUGGCACAGAUGAGGAGAACUGCCCCAGCUGCCCACCUGGACACUAUCCCUGUGGGCCUGCUGGCACCCCUGGUGCCACAGCCUGCUACCUGCCUGCUGACCGCUGUAACUACCAGACCUUCUGUGCUGAUGGAGCAGAUGAGAGACGGUGCCGGCACUGCCAGCCUGGCAACUUCCGAUGCCGGGAUGAGAAGUGCGUGUAUGAGACGUGGGUGUGCGACGGGCAGCCAGACUGCGCCGACGGCAGUGACGAGUGGGACUGCUCCUAUGCCCUGCCCCGCAAGGUCAUUACAGCUGCGGUCAUUGGCAGCCUUGUGUGCGGCUUGCUACUGGUCAUUGCUCUGGGCUGCACCUGCAAGCUCUAUGCCAUUCGCACCCAGGAGUACAGCAUCUUUGCCCCCCUCUCCCGAAUGGAGGCUGAGAUUGUGCAGCAGCAGGCACCUCCCUCCUAUGGGCAGCUCAUUGCCCAGGGCGCCAUCCCACCUGUGGAGGACUUCCCUACAGAGAACCCUAAUGAUAACUCAGUGCUGGGCAACCUGCGUUCUCUGCUACAGAUCUUGCGCCAAGAUAUGACUCCAGGGGGUGCCUCAGGUACCCGCCGCCGCCAUCGGAGCCGCUGUGUGCGCCGCCUGGUGCGCCGUCUCCGCCGCUGGGGCCUUCUUCCUCGAACCAGUACCCCAGCCCGAACCCCUGAGACCAGACCCCAGGUCGUCACACCUUCUGAUGCUCCCCUUGAAGCCCUAGAUGGAAGCACAGGUCUGGCCCGUGAGGUUGGGGCAGUAGGUGGGCAUGAUGGGGAACAGGCACCCCCCCUGCCUGCCAAGGCUCCCCUCCCAUCUGCCAGUGUACCUCCAGCUGUCCCUACUGUCCCAGAGGCCCCAGGGCCACUGCCCUCAGUGCCCGUAGAACCAUCACUGCUGUCUGGAGUGGUGCAGGCCCUGCGAGGCCGCCUCCUGCCCAGCCUUCGGCCCCCAGGACCAACCCAGCCCCCAGGACCAACCCGAACCCCACCUGAACCCCACACGAUAGUCCUGUCCCCAGAGGAUGAGGACGACGUGCUGCUGGUGCCACUGGCUGAGCCAGGGCUCUGGGUAAUUGAAGCAGAGGAUGAGCCACUGCUUGCCUGAGGUGGCCUGGCUACCCUGAGAGCUCUAGUCACAGUGACAGCAGCCCUUUAGAAAGCAGCUCAGCUUCUCUUCCACUACUGCCCUCCCAUACCCUCAGUCUAAGGGGACUUGGUGAGCCUCCCUCUGGCCCUGUACAGCUGCUGUUAAGUCAGGUGUCCCUCAGGCAGAGAGGUCUCACACACAGCUCCCUCUGCACCUGUCCGCCACCACCCUGUUUUCACACCACCACCAUUUGGAUGGCUCUUUUCAAAAAGUAAAGUUCUAAAGAGGGCAUAGGCCUGAACACUCCAUCCUUUCCAAUCCCCCACCCAAAAGUGGCCUUAAGCACCAGAAUGCAAAUUGGCUGGAGACCUCCAGCCCACAAGGGGAGGAUUUAGGCAGGGCCUGAGGUUGGCACUGUGAUCCUUCCUAUGGGGCCUGGUUUGAAAAAGAAAACAAAUGCUCUGUCCCAGAGCUAGGUAAUUGCCCAGAAAUCAAGACUGAAAAUAAAGGAAUCCGAAAUUUAA